CGCCGCUCGGCCGGCCGGCCGCCCGCGGGCAGCGCAGCGCGCACCUCCAGACAGGCGCACAGAGCGGCGGGGCGAAGCCGUCUCGGGGCUCGCCGCGUCUCCGCCCCACAGGCAGGGACCGAGCAGCGGCAGCGGCUGCACGCCCCGCGCCGAGCGCCCGGCUGGCCCCAAGAUGACUAGGAUAGUGGUAAUUGUUGCUUGGUGUUUUCUGCAAGUGGAAGGCAGGCAUCCAGACAUCCUCCCCAGUCACCACAACAAUGGCAAUUUCUUGGACAACGACAAGUGGCUGAGCACCGUUUCGCAAUAUCAGAAAGAUAAAUACUGGAACAAAUUCAGGGAUGAUGAUUAUUUCAGAAACUGGAACCCAAACAAACCAUUUGAUCAAGCUCUUGAUCCAUCCAAAGAUCCAUGUUUGAAGGUAAAGUGCAACCCACAUAAAGUGUGCGUCACUCACGACUAUGAGACUGCUAUUUGUGUAAGCCGUAAGCAGCUGGUACACAGCCUUUGGCAAAAGAAAGGAAAUCUGGCCCCGAAACAUUGGAUUGGACCAGCCAAUUUAGUCAAGUGCAAGCCAUGUCCAGUGAUGCAUGCCAGCCCUGUCUGUGGCUCUGAUGGACAUACUUACACUUCCAAGUGCAAGUUGGAGUUUCAUGCUUGUACUUCUGACAAAACUAUCGCAGCGCGAUGUGAGGGGCCCUGCCCGUGCCUUCCAGGACAAGAAAGCCCAAAACACAAGGCUGAGAAGACUGCUUGCACAGACAAGGAGCUGAGAAGUCUUGCUUCCCGACUAAAAGAUUGGUUCGGUGCUCUUCAUGAGGAUGCAAAUCGUGUCAUUAAACCAACAAGUUUGGACACAGCACAAGGCAGGUUUGACACCAGCAUACUACCAAUCUGUAAGGAUUCAUUAGGCUGGAUGUUCAACAAACUUGAUAUGAACUAUGACCUCCUGCUGGAUCACUCUGAGAUCAAUGCAAUUUAUCUUGAUAAGUAUGAGCCAUGCAUUAAACCCCUCUUCAACUCAUGUGACUCCUUCAAGGACGGAAAGCUUUCUAACAAUGAAUGGUGCUACUGCUUUCAAAAGCCAGGAGGUCUCCCUUGCCAGAAUGAAAUGAACAGGAUUCAAAAGCUAAGUAGAGGGAAGAGUCUGCUGGGUGUUUUCCUUCCACGGUGCAAUGAGGAAGGAUAUUACAAAGCAACUCAGUGUCAUGGAAGUACAGGGCAAUGCUGGUGUGUUGAUAAAUAUGGAAAUGAGAUUGCCGGCUCAAGAAAACAAGGCACCGUUAGUUGUGAAGAAGAGCAAGAAACCUCAGGGGAUUUUGGCAGUGGUGGAUCUGUUGUAUUACUGGAUGAUUUGGAACAGGACCGUGAAGCAGCGAAAAAGGACAAAGAAGGGAAAAUGAAGAUUCAUGUAAGAGCAGCUAAUGAGGAUGAUGAAGAUGAAGAUGAUGAUAAGGAUGAUGAAAUUGGUUAUAUAUGGUAGUUGUCACCGUUCUGAGGACUCAUGUUUUGCACAAUAUUGCAAGUCACUUCAUAUCUCUGCAAUUGUAUCUGAGAACAUCAGGCACAAAAUCUCUCUCCUCUCUGUUUAAUUUUGUACAGUAUAUAUAAUUUUCAAGAUGGCUUUUUUCCAACUAGCUACUGGUUUGAAUGCAGUGAAUUUUUUUUCUAUCAACAGGGCUCUGAGUUUUGUUAGUUUUGUUUAAGCAAAGUUUCAUAGCUUAAUCCCCACCCACGCAGCUUGUGAUAUAUAGCUUAUGGGAUUAAAAAAUAAGAGAGAAAAAACAAACCAGUGCAAGAAUUAGAAGCCUGUUUUAUGUUAUCAACAUUGGAGAAGUUUUGUCAUCAGCUGUUAACUGAAUUUUCUGACCAUGCUAUAAGUAAUCGCUUUUCUUUUAUGCAGUAGGUGCCUCAAUUUCUGUCCUGUGUCUGCCACUUGUCGCUAAAGAGCAAGUCAUCUGUGUAUAAUAACUUCUGGCUCGCUAAUAUUGAUGGUUUUAAGUCAGGAAGAAAUCCAUCAGUAUUUUUUCUCACUUGCUCUAAGAAUGAUUACUACCGGCUCAGUCCUGCCCUUAUUGAAGUCAAUGUUAAAACUCCCGUUGUCUGCAAAUGUGCAGGAUCAGAUCAUUGUCACCUAGUUUUCAUAGUAAACAAUAUGAUCUCGAUCCUGAGAGAUGCUGAGUAUCUACAGCUACCACCAAGUUUGAGCCUCAUAGCAGGGGAACAUGAUUUAACCACCUUCCCAAAUGUUGGAAUGUUUUGUAAAUCUAGAUCAUUGUAACCAUUUUCCAACUAGCAAAUCUUGGGUUUCUGUUUUAAUUAGUUUGGACUAAGAGUUUGCCCUAGUGUCAUGCAUGCUGCCUCUGUUUCUGGAAUAACACACUAAUGGAUCUGCUGGAAAUCCCUUGUUCUUCAUUUAGUCUAAGUAACUCCUCAUUCCAAAGCUAGGAAGCUGUCAAAGAUACUCACCAUCAAAAGUAAUAAGCUGUCUCUUCUUUAUUUUAAAUUGUGAAUAUUUAUUUAGUCUGUAUAAAAAACAACCUUAGAUAGUCAUGUUUCCAACUAACAUCCUUUCUGCUUAAUAUGAAAUAUCAUGCACUCCUAAUACACACCUAUAAAAUAGAAGAAUAGUAUUAAAAUUGAAUCCUAUGAUUCUUUAAGCCAUUCCUGUUUAUUCAUAUCUCCACAGUUGUAUGACAGCAUUCUGAAGCUAAAAUAUUUACUGCUCUUCCCUGUUGAAAGUCAUGGGUAAAAUGAAUGUACCAUAUCAUGUCUUUUAUCCCUUCUGUUAUUUUAUCCAGAUUAUCAGAAAACACGAUAACGAUGAGGAGCCAUGAGACAGAAUACAUUUGUAAGCAGUUCAUUUUUGUAUUUAACAGGACAAAAGUGACCCAUAAUAGAACUUUAAUUCCAAAAUCUUUUAGGGCCAAAUGCACCCUGAGGUGGCAGGCAUAAUUCUAUUUAAGUUAAUGGAGUUAUACUAGAAAUGAAUUUUGGCCAAUAGGCAUUUCAAAGAAGACCUUUAUAUUUCUGUUAAAGACGCUACUUCCUUGUGUGAAUUGACUUGCAUUUUCAAAAGCAGCUGUGCGGUGCAGUUUACCCCCAGACCGUUAAGUCAAUAUAAGGAGUACUUUGCCUGCUUAUCCAUCUUGCAUGUUCCAUGAUUCGUUUUUGGGGGUGAAUCAUGUCAUUACAAGGUAAAGUUUGCAAAAUGAAAUCUACCAAUAUAAAUGCCAAAUUCCAUUCCAUAAGCAGGAUAUUUCACCUGUUUCCUUUAGGUUUCAUGUCCUCAAGCCAGCAGUCUGAAUUCAUUGCUCUUGUGAAACAUGAGCCCAAGUCAGACAUCCUUCUCAGGGUGUACUUUACCCUUGGUGUUCGUAUUGUCUACUAUCUCGUGGGUCUUUAGUGACUGAGGGGGAAAACAUUGCUUUAAAUGUUUCCAAAUAAAGGCCUGAUCCUGCAAAUUCCUCAGCCCACAUAAGUAGGGAUUUGCAGGCUCCAACCCAAAGGUUUCAUACUAGAGAAUCCAUUGUAUGUAUGAUCUUAUUAUGCAAGCCCAACGAAUGGACUCCGUAUGCCUUGCAUUGUUUUCUGGACACCAUCACAGCACCUAUGUGCUCGUAGCUAAGACUUAAAACAUUUUAGCAACUUAACUUGAAUCUUUGGCUAGAAUUCAUGCGUGCACAAACACACACACACAGUUGAAAUACACACUAGCACCUGUAGUUGACAUUAUAAACAGCAAAAGCUGGUUUUAUUUUUAAAGUCUUGUUUCGAAACCUUUGCCUGCAAUUUGUUUUGAAGAAAGAAAAUUUUCUCAUUACAAACAGAACUUGUCUGAAGGGGAGAAAUAAUUUGUUUCUCCUUAUCUAGCCAGUGUGCAGGUGAUUUGAAAGUAAAAGGGAAGGCUUCAUUCACACAUGCAUCCAUGGAAUUCACUGGUACAAUAACGCAACAAAAUGGGAAAGUCCCUUGACAACAGGAAUUGUGAACAUCAAAUGAGCUUAUAUUUUACUGUUUCAAACACAAGUUGUUAUAGGGGCUUAGUUGUUUUCAGCUCUUUUAUUCUCUGUUUGUCUGGAGUCAUGACCUGAAAGUUAAUAAAGAGCAGGACUGCAUGACUGGUGUUAAUAGAAAAGGAAGCAGCAAGGGUAUCCACUGCGGUUUGGUUUGCUCUUUGUUUUUUUGCGGAAAAAUGGUUGGCAGCUAAGGCAAUUGGUGGCAAUCCUACAAUCCACUCUGAUUCACGGUGAUUGCUUUUUAGGGCAAGAUUGAGCCUUUAGAGUCAGCCCUAAGCAUUGAGCAGCACAUAGCCUCCAUAGCCCCGGAGCAGCCCCCAGAAAGCAUUGUGCCUUCGGAGGCACGGUUCCUCCAAAGUUCCCUGCAUGCACUGGGUGGGACGGGGAGUAUGCUGCAUAAAUCUCCCUCUUGCAUGCAGCCAGCUCCACUGACCGGUGCACGGUGGGGCAUGGAGCCAUGACUCUACCUGCUUCUUGCCCAUCUUCAACACUUCCCCAACCCCCCUCUGCUCACUUACUCCCAUGGGGGAGUCCCACUUGUGCAGCCUUGCCGUCUUGCCACUAGACCGAGAUCCAUAUAGGUCCUGUGAGGCUGCAUGGAGAAUGGAGUGAGGGGGCCUUUCUCCCUCUUACUCCUCUCUGGGUAUGUCUACACUGCACUCUAUGCACAGGGCAUGACUCAGGUUUGAGCCCAAGUGCUCCUUCUGUCCAUACAUCAAUGAGUCUGACUCAGGCCAGCAAACACUCAGGACUAGGUCCUAGGACCCUGCUAGGGACUGUGACUCAGUCCAACCCCUGUCAUUUUGCAGUGUGGAUGCAGCUCAAGCCACAGACAUGCAGUAUGGGUGCAUUAGCACAGCUAUGAGACCUGGAUCCAGCAAUUGUAAGCCCAGUUAUACAAUGCAGUAUGAAUGCUCAAGCAUGGGCUUGGAAAUACACAAGCCUGGUUCCCACAGAUUCAGGUUUACAGUGCAGUGUAGACAUAACUUUUGUGCCCAUGCAGGACGAGAGUACUGUUUAACCCUAAGCAGACAUGGCCUCCAGAUGCUCUCUCAGGCCACAGGAGAAUCCCGCAAUGAAUUUCUCAUUAUGCUAAAAUUGGCGGGGGGCAUUGUUUUAGGGGGUUGUGUAUGUGCAAAGAAAAAAAUGCAGCUACUGUUUUGCAUGAUCCAGAUGGUUAUGUCCUGUCUGUGAUGCUGGUGAGUCAACUUCUUUAUUUGACUUCUGAUGUUUAUAGAUUGCUACCAAAUGAGCAUAAGAGAGACAGAGAUGAGAAGCCCAUUCUGCUCUGCUGUAUAAUGAGUGACGAGAACAGCAACAAAAGGGGCCUGGCCCUGACCUCAUUUACACUGGUGUGAAUCAGCAGCAAGGCCAUUGAUUUUACUGGGGUUAAAUGGUAUAAAACCGCUGUGAAAUCAACAGCAUCCCCAGUGUGUUCCAGACCAAACUAGUGAUUUGGAACAGCCUCAGGAAGCUGGGCUUUGACUCCUUUUAGUUUGUUUCCAUCUCUUGAAAAUCACUUUUUAUAAAUUACAGACCUCGAAAAGAAUUCUUCUCUUUUCUCCUUACCUUUGACAAAAAAGAUAGCGAUUUGCAAAAGGAACAAACACAUCUUGUAGUUUGACAUCAUUAUUACUUGAGCACCGUCAAUAUCUUGCAUCUCGCACAUCAGAUCUGGCUUCAUUCAGAGCUUGAUUUUAAUCAGAUGAAGUCUCUGGUUUUGCCCACUGCCUUUCCCAAGCCCACGGCCUUGCCAUUUCACAGACUCCAGGCCGCACCAUCAAAGCAGAAGGGGCACCCCAUCGUGCCAUGAAAUCCAGGGGGUCUCCACAAUCAUUAAGAACUAUAUCACGAAAGCUGACACGAUACCAACAUUCUGCUAGUGCUAAACUCAUCGCAGGGCAGCUGGCUCCUACACGGUGCUAUGCACCACAUAAAGCUUUGAGAGUCAAAUCUUCUGCUCCCUUACAGCCUGUAUAAUCAGGUACUAUUCAGAAGAAACGCAGGUGGGUAGGGAAGAUGUGAGUAGUGGCUGCAGCCUCUCUGUUCCAUUUGCACAGGGCGUCAGGUUACUGCAUCCACAUACAUACAGAUCCUGUAGGAUCCUCUUUCAUUCCCUGCAUUUUUUAAAUAUUUCCUUAAAUAAAUCCCGUCAGUCUUACAGCUUAAUUGACAGGCACUCUGGCCACUCCAAUGCCAACAGGUCUUCAUCCUCAUUCUCUCUAGCGCUAGGGCCUCAUCCUGUAGCCUCUUCUCACCUGACUCUUCCAGGUGAGACUGGCUGCAUUUAUUUUCAGCAAAUAUGAAGUAAUUAACAUUAAAGUGAAUGCAUUACAGUCCAAGACCUGUGCUCAGAUGCACCUGUACAAGUCCCAUCAGAGUCAAUGGGGUGUUGUGUGUACAUCUGAAGGCAGAAUGUGACCUUGAACAACUUCUGCUGUAGCUCCCUGGGUGACACUCAACUUGGUCUGGAGGGCUUGUGCAAAGCUCUUUGCCUCCGUUCAGCUCACAGGCCCUGGUUCAGGAAGGCAUCCCUCUACAGGAAAUCACCUUAACUGCGUGCUUAACUUUAAACAUAUGCUUACGUGCUUUCCUGAAUGAAGGUCAUAAUUUGAGAAGACUAACACCAUUAUCUAGUUUAGUAGAGUAGAAAUACAAUGUAUCAUGUAAAAAGCUAUACAGAGUGUAUGAAAAAAUAAUGCCCCAUAUUUUGGUAAGAACUGUGUAAGACGGAGCUGCAUGCUUUGAGAAGAGCAGUUGAGAAUAUGUCUGGAUCUAGGGACAGAUCCCCAGCUGAUGUAAAGCUCCACUGAAGUCAAUGGAGCGACAACAGUUUCCACCCCCUUCCACCUGGCAAAUCAGCUUGCUCAGCAGAAUAAUAUAAUUUUGCCAAUCACCGUUUCCCACUGAGUACAGAAACUCCUGAUUUUUAACUUUUUGUUGUCUUAUUACUGCUGUUGUCAGAUUAAGACAGCAGGUAAAGCACAUGCCAUUAACGGUGGAAUGACAAACCAGAGUUCUUUCUAUUGAUUUUUUCCGGCCAAUUGUAGAAGAUGCUUUAAGAAGAUCUCCCAGUUUAUUGAAGUAGUAAAGCAAUGAGGCAUUCAGUGCAUUGUAUCCAGAGCCAGUGGCCAUUGCAAACUGCAACAGAAUUAAACAGCCUGCAUGACAAUCAGGAGGUUUGUAGGGAGCAUUUCACUUGCUUCUGGCUUGAUUUAAUUCCCAUUUUCAUUACAAAGUCAAAUAUUCCACUUGCCUCAAAUUGUUGACCUUCCAAAUGUUUUCUCAUUGUGAAAGAUGGAAACAGAGGAGCUCCAUUGUUUAAAGAUGGAGACUAAUUUUAUCACAUUUCCUGUGAAGGAUUAUGACACAUCGUGAAGUGUUAUUUUAUGUUUUCAAGUGUCCUUUUCACUAGUAUUGUUAACUCAAAAUAUCCCUUGAGUUCAGUUUCCGACAUAAUUUUUGUUGUUGGCAUCUUCAUGAACACGAUGAGUACAUCAAAAUAUUUUGGCUAUUGUUUUAACCCAUUUUCUGUGUUUAUUUAAUAUUUAUUCUACAGUUUAUAUUUCCGAUGUAAAGUUUAUUUUGAAAACAACACAAUUUGUUAGUGAAAGCUUCUCUUUGCCUAUCCAGCCUACUCUAGAGUCUCGGUGUACUUUCCUGGCAUAGGAAUAUUUUAAUAUUUGCAUGUUUUUUGCAGCAUUUUUCACCCCAGGCAGCAAAUGACAUAAGAUCUAAGGUUGUCAUUUGCUACAGACCACGAGAUCUUUCAUGCUUAGCUUCUUACACUUUUUGGCUUUCAUUGCAGUCUGUUCUGUAUGUCGUUCUAGUUCAUAGACUGCUUUGUACAGGUACUAUACAUGAAAGAGCCCUUUCUACAGUAGGUGGGUUUUGGUCUUUUUAUACUUUUCUCAAUGCUGCUGAUAUCCGUUACUGUUAAAUGUGGUGUGUUGUAAGGAGAGAUCCAAAUAUUACGUGUUUAAGUUUGAUGUCCCUACUGUAGAUGGAAUGUAGGCUGUCAUAGUAAAUUAGAUUAGCAUAAUAAAUUCUGAAUGCUUUUUCCAUGAGGCGUUAACUGGAAUGUGAACAUUUUGCUAACCUCCUUGGUUAACUGUAAAUGCUUAACUGUAGUCCUAAAUAGUUAAAUUUUUGUCUGUCUCAAUAAAUUUUAAUUUGUCUGCGA
Molecule: messenger RNA, 8199 nt
Organism: Chelonia mydas (Green sea turtle)
Lineage: Eukaryota; Metazoa; Chordata; Testudines; Cheloniidae
Gene: SPOCK1
Product: SPARC (osteonectin), cwcv and kazal like domains proteoglycan 1
Exons: 11
Coding region: 173-1480 (435 amino acids)
Molecular function (GO): protein binding; calcium ion binding
Source: RefSeq, a predicted model, not a curated record